UAGACUUCCGGCGCCGGCCUUACUCUCUCCUUGCGCUUCCGUCUCAGCUUCCAGUCGGCACAGACGCGGAAGGUCCAGCAUAGUUUCUUCCCUCUGUCUCUCGCCGCCGCCACGACAGCAGCAUGGCGGGCGCAGAGAUGCGGGCGGAGCUCGAGCAGCGGCUCGACGCCCUGGCCAUUCGCACGGAGGUCGUGGAGCACCCCGAGGUGUUUACAGUUGAAGAAAUGAUGCCUCAUAUCCAGCAUUUGAAAGGAGCACAUAGUAAGAACUUAUUUCUUAAAGACAAAAAGAAAAAAGGCUAUUGGCUGGUGACAGUUCUUCAUGAUAGACAAAUUAAUUUAAAUGAUCUUGCCAAGCAGUUAGGUGUUGGGAGUGGAAAUCUGCGGUUUGCUGAUGAAACAGCCAUGCUAGAAAAACUGAAAGUUGGUCAAGGCUGUGCCACACCCUUGGCACUCUUCUGUGAUGAUGGAGAUGUGAAAUUUGUUCUGGAUUCUGCUUUUCUGGAAGGUGGACAUGAAAAGGUGUAUUUUCAUCCAAUGACCAAUGCUGCAACCAUGGGAUUGAGCCCUGAAGACUUUCUCACAUUUGUGAAGAAGACAGGACAUGAUCCCAUAAUACUAAAUUUUGAUAAAAAUAACUAAUUGGGCUAAUGUUUACAAUAUAUUUCUGAAAGCAGUUUUUCUUAUUUGUAAUUUACAAAAAGCAUUACAAUUGAGGAGACUAUUUAGCUCCUUGGUUUGGUGACAGCUUAAAUCAUUUCAGGAGGAAUGUUUCAUCUUAAAGUUGUUUUUAAAAAGAUGUAUUGAGGUAGUUUUAGUCAGCUCAGAGAUUCCACCCCGCCAUUCCCCAUGACAAUUACUCAUGAAGGAUGCCUUCAACAAUUAAGAAUUAACAUCAAAACUAAGAUUAGUUAGGGGCAGCCGCAGUGGUGUAGCGGUUAAGAUCGUGCACUCCGUUUCAGUGGCCUGGGGUUCGCCAGUUCAGAUUCUGAGCCUGGACCUGGGCAUUGCUUGUCAAGCCAUGCUGUGGGAGGCAUCCCACAUAUAAAGUGGAGGAAGAUGGGUACGGAUGUGAGCUCAGGGCCAGUCUUCCUCAGCCAAAGGAGGAGGAUUGGCGGUGGACGUUAGCUCAGGGCUAAUCUUCCUCAAAAAAACAAAACUAAGAUUAGUUAACUAUCUUGCAUCUCCUUUAGGGUGUUUAUUAUACUUGAAAAAAGCAAGUUGCAAAAACAGCAUAUAUAAAAUUAUACAUGACAGUGUGCACAUAGGGAAAAAAAUCAAAAGGAACAUAGGAAUAUAUUAAAUUGUUUGUGGUGGUUAUCUUUGGGGAAUGGGAGUCCUUAGGAAGAUUACUAGAACAAACAUGGGGGUAAGGGCAAAAGCUUUCUAUUACUGGCUGGCUGUUUUUAAACUAGUGAUUUUUUUCCAAUGGAAAAUAAGCUAAUUAACUUUCUAUAUAAAAGUGUAUCUUUCAAAAAUUUUAAUCUAGAAAAAACAACAUAGGGAUGGAAAAUAUGUCACUCAUUAUGCUUAUAAAAUUACAUUUUAUUUUAUUUUUUUUGAGGAAGAUUAGCCCUGAGCUAACUGCUGCCAAUCCUCCUCUUUUUGCUGUGGAAGACUGGCUCUGAGCUAACAUCCAUGCCCAUGUUCUUCUCCUUUAUACGUGGGACGCCUACCACAGCAUGGCUUGCCAAACGGUGGCAUGUCUGCACCCGGGAUCCGAACCGGGUAACCCCAGGCCACUCAGGUGGAACGUACGAACUUAACUACUGUGCCACUGGGCCGGCCCUGUAAAAUUACAUUUUAAAACUAAGUAGCAGAAUAUACAUAGGCCAUUAAGAAGGAUUUGUUUAGUGCUUGUUCAGAGGUUAGAAAUGUGAACAUACUUGGACAAAUUUCUUCUAUCCUCUAAGCUGUAUUAAAUUUUACUCAUCCCCUUUCAAUUACAGCAUCUAAAACAGUAUAAGAACCCAGGAUAAUGUACUGUCAGUUGUCAUCUGGAAGCUAGUUAAAAAACAGAGUGAGGAAAAUUGACAUUUUUAAACCUCAUUUAAAUUCAAACAAAACCCUUCAUUAGUCGAGGGCCUGACAUACACUAUGCUACAAAAAUAGUCUAGAGUCUCAUCAUGAAAAUUCUCAUGUUUGCCUGUAGUAUAAUCAAAUGGGAUAUUUGUAAGAUAAACAUAUUUUCCUAAGUUUGAUCACUCAAAUAAUUUACAUCCGGGAGAGAUAUUGUACUUAAUUUGUACUAGGUUUGUGUUACUAAAAGUAAAGACUUGUCAUUUCUUGAUAUAUAUGAUCAGAAACUACAUGUCUGCUCAUGGCAGAAUUUUUAUGAAAAGAUGUGGAGUUAAUAAAUAUUUUCCAUAAAUGAUAACCUUA
Messenger RNA from Equus caballus (horse), 2381 nucleotides. RefSeq names its product prolyl-tRNA synthetase associated domain-containing protein 1. Lineage: Eukaryota; Metazoa; Chordata; Mammalia; Perissodactyla; Equidae. The record is from RefSeq and is a predicted model, not a curated record. Gene Ontology annotation, molecular function: aminoacyl-tRNA deacylase activity.